Gongylonema pulchrum is the source of this 471-nucleotide messenger RNA. NCBI's taxonomy places the organism in Eukaryota, Metazoa, Nematoda, Chromadorea, Rhabditida, Gongylonematidae. The record is from the annotation of a GenBank genome assembly.
UCGGAACUAAAAAGCCCGGAUCCAGUAACGAAGGACAAUGCUGUGAGACAGAUCCGCCUGUUAUUGAAUAGUCUUCCAAAGGAUUAUGUCUGGCAUAAUUUGCAAGUUGAAUUAUUUUUGAAUUUUUCGUGGAGGAACUUCAAUGCAUUUGGUAGUCCCAAUUUCACCAUGCUGGUUGCUAUCAAGAACGUGAUGCAAAAUAGCGCCCAUCUGAACAGGAGCUACAUUGCACUGUUUGUUGACAAAUUGUUCGAUGAAUUUCCUCUGCAAAUGUGUGAGCGCAAGGUGCGUUAUAUAUCAUAUCAGAUUCUCGACUUCUUACUGGAUAAAUAUUGUAGCGAACUUUCUGAAAAGGUGGAUUUUGUGUCGUACUUUACGUCAUCAAUUUCCGGGGAAAGAGAUCCGCGAUGCCUUGUUCUUAUUUUUCGGCUGAUUUGUAUUAUUUGCGAUCACUUUAAUUCUGAAUUGUAG